GAGCGAUAAAUGUUGCCCGAGUAUAACUAUGUAUGUACGUACUUCAUUAAUUCGAUCGUGUCUAUUCGAAUCAGUCUGUGCAAAUUGAACGUGAUCUUACGCGGAUAUUCUCUAGAUCUGCUCAAAUCAAAUGGUUUUCCUGUGCAGCACCUCACAUUGUUAAAGAAGCCAAAGCCAAGACGUGCAAUCUCGGUAAAUAGUCGUACUUUCGGUACUUUAGCUUUUAAAACUUUUAAAAGGAUAAUGAUCAUAACCUAAAGAUAUCUACAUUUUGUUCUUCAUCCCAUCUAAUACUGACACCAAGACACCAAAAAUUACCAUCCGAAAUGCGGAUCACUCGCACGUUACCGCAGGUUAUUUUGUCUCACCUUAUCGUCGUCUCCUUCAUCAUCCACAUCUCCUCAGAAUUGGAACCUAGUACAACAUAUUCACCUCCUAUCCCCCGUACUACGAAAAGUUUUUCAUAUGCCCGCUUAACGCAACAUUACUUUGUGGACAAAAGUUUAUUUAUCAAGGAAUUUUGGCUUACUACGCACGCCACAGUGGUGAUCACAAGAGCACGAAGAUGGGGAAAAUCACUCAACAUGGAUAUGCUGGCUACUUUUUUAAGAAUCGAAACGGAUGCAGAAGGAAAAAUUGUACCACCUGAAAACAGACUUAACCCGCUUUUGUUUGUGGGUGGAAACUACUCUAUUAAUCCGGGUCAAUGGCGGUAUUUACAACCAUUAAAAAUCAGCGAAGAUGAAGUCUUUGUAAAAACGACCAUGGGAAACUGGCCAGUCAUUCAACUUAGCAUGACUGUUCGAGGGAGAACGUACUCCGAAUUGAUAGAAAUGUUUCACACUAAGAUUUGGGAGCUGUUUGAGAAUCAUCAGUACCAAAUUUAUGCGUACGUGAAUGUUGAAAACGGCAAGUUCUAUACUGAACGUAGAGCUAUGGUAGAACAUUAUAUGACCAAACACACCGAUAUUUCAGAAUAUCACUUGACAACUAGCUUAGGCACCUUAAGCGAAAUUCUACACGAGCAUUUUGGAAAACCAGUGAUAAUUUUGUUAGACGAAUUUGACACACCGCUGGCACAUGCUUUCAAAAUCCUUGGUGGUUAUACCGAGGAGUAUAAAAAGUUUGAAGACUUAUACGAUGAAUUCCUUUUGCACAGUCUUAAGGAUAAUCCAUUCUGCGCAAAGGCAUUGCUCACUGGAGUAUACGACAUCGAAAUUCCAUCGCUCAUCCCUGAUGCAUCGCUUUACUCUGUUUUCAACACGAGGUUCAGCGAGUAUUAUGGUUUUACGGAAUCGGAGGCAAAACUUUACCAUGAAAAUAUUCCUAAUACUUUGGAUUUCAACGACAUCAAAUUAUGGUACAAUGGUUACACUUAUGGCGAUCACCUGAUGUACAACCCUUAUACGAUUAUGAGAUGUUUGGAGGAGAAUAGAAUCGAUAAUUACUGGCUGUCGACGGGCUAUGAUAAAUUGAGUGAUGGGUUUGUUCUCGAAGAAGACCAGUAUUUCGAAAUACUUCAAAUUUUUCCCAACUCGACUACGGAAAUAUUCCAACAUAGAUUGAAAGUAAGAAUUGAUUUCCACGACGCUCGGAAUACCGAAACAAUUUAUACUUUACUCGUAUUUCUCGGAUAUUUAAAUGCCAAACCAAAUCUAAAUUGGCCAUCCGACCCUUCCGUCGAACUCACUAUUCCCAACACCGAAGUGAGAUGCAUUAUGAAAUCCGAGUUAAUAAAUUGGCUGUAUGGUAAACUGGACCGUAAAAUUGAUUACUCCGCACACGGGCCAGAUUUCCAUGAUAUUUUAGCGUUAAAAAUGAAUAAAUUCGAAUCAGAUCUUGUAAAUUUUACCGAGCUCAGCACCUCAUAUUUUUCUCGAAAAACUGCCGAACACGGAUCGGAACUUUAUUACCAUUGGUACCUCAUCGCUCUUAUCAGCUUUCAACCAGAAACCCAUUACAUCGAAGAUAAGCCAACGGUUGAGGAAGGAAGAACCAACAUAGGUCUAAUUUGUAUCCCAAAAGCUGCAGUUCACCGCACAGGCGUGAUAUGGGAAUUAAAGAAAGCUACAAAGUCGGAAUUACUUUCGGAAUCCGCUGCCGAAGCCCUUAAACAAAUAUACGAUAAACGAUAUGAUGUAAAGCUCAAAAGUAUGGAUCACGUUGACACCAUCGUUAAAAUUGGUAUUUCAUUUCAUUCGAAACAAAUAGGAUUCACUUACACGAUAGAAAAAAGAAAUGAAAUUAACCGUGAAUUCGUAGUUUGGCAGAGUAAGGAGGGGUAACGGAAUUAAAGUUAGUUGAAAUCAACGUAUGUAAUGUAUAGGUAUACUUAUAUUCCUUAAAUAAAAAACUUUCUGAGGGGUACUCGAUAUUUUUGUGCA
Messenger RNA from Planococcus citri (citrus mealybug), 2384 nucleotides. RefSeq lists its product as uncharacterized. Lineage: Eukaryota; Metazoa; Arthropoda; Insecta; Hemiptera; Pseudococcidae. The record is from RefSeq and is a predicted model, not a curated record. Bases 327 to 2285 code for a protein of 652 amino acids. The transcript has a single exon.